Messenger RNA from Hordeum vulgare subsp. vulgare (domesticated barley), 3368 nucleotides. RefSeq names its product protein FAM91A1-like. Lineage: Eukaryota; Viridiplantae; Streptophyta; Magnoliopsida; Poales; Poaceae. The coding region runs from base 189 to 3167 and encodes 992 amino acids. The transcript has 10 exons. The record is from RefSeq and is a predicted model, not a curated record.
UUCCUUUUCUUUUUUGCGCACUGCCUGCCGAGAGAAAGAGACCGAGCGUACGUGGCAUGCCCGCGGCGUCUCUUGCCUCCCUCUCCCUCUAUCUUUCUUCCUCUCGUCGGGAUUAGGGUCGGCGUCGCUCCGUCCGCCGGCAUUGUCCGAUCGAGCGAGGGGGAGGGGUAGGGCGAGAUCGAGCGAGGAUGCAGCAGCAGAUGGCGGCGACGGUGGAGGAGCAGAUGAUGGUGAAGGCCAUCAGGGACGAGUGCCCGUGGGAGACCCUCCCCAAGCGCAUCCAGGCUGCCGUCGUCUCCAAGGACGAGUGGCACCGCAGGAUUGUAGAUUAUUGUAUACGAAAACGGCUGCCAUGGACUAACUGUUUUGCCCGCAAAGUAUGCAAAGAGGGGGAAUAUUACGAGGAAUUGUUGCGCUAUCUCCGCAGAAAUCUGGCUUUAUACCCAUACCAUCUCGCAGACUACAUCUGUCGAGUAAUGAGGAUAUCAGCAUUCAAAUAUUAUUGUGACGUCCUUUUUGAAGCUAUGAAGAAUGAGCAACCUUAUGACAGUAUUCCAAACUUCAGUGCUGCCGAUGCCCUGAGGAUUACUGGUGUUGGAAGAAACGAAUUUAUUGAUAUCAUGAAUAAAUGCAGAUCGAAGAAGAUAAUGUGGAAGCUGAACAAAUCAAUUGCGAAAGAGUUGCUUCCUGCACUACCUGCAGACUUAGCAAUAGAACCUUGGUGGGGAGUCCGUUUUGUCAACUUCACAUUGGAAGAGUUUAAGAAGCUUUCUGAGGAAGAGACACUAGCAAUAGACAAAAUAUGUAAGGAGGAAGUCAAUUCAUAUGUUCUAUUUGAUCCAGUGGUUAUAAAUUGUCUUUACAGAAGAGGAGGGGUAUACUUCGAUGUGCCAGUUUAUCCAGAGGACCGUUUCAGAGUUUCAAGACUUGAAGGUUUUGUUUCAAAUAAGGAUCAGUCGUACGAAGAUCCAAUUGAAGAGCUACUAUAUGCUGUAUUUGUUGUGUCAAGUGAAAAUGCCACAGUUGCUGAAUUGGCUAAAACUUUACAGGCUGACCUUUAUCAACUCCAGGCAGCUGCAUCAUUUGCCUGCAGACUGGGAUGGGCCGUAAAGCUUUUGGAUACAGACUCCGCUCUUAGAGAUUCAAGUGGGCCUGCAUUGCCCAGUAACAUUCUUUCUGACGACGACGAAGGCUCGCGCAUGAGCAUUAACUCAGAAAAAUCUUGUACCGAAUUGCUUAGCAGUGAUUGUGAUGGACCCAGGAAAAUCUCUGGGACUGCUUAUGUGGGCUUCAUUGUGGAUGCUAACGUAACUUCAUACUUGAUGAUGGGCUCUCUAUCUCCAGGAUUGAAGUCUCAUGCUGUUACGCUUUAUGAGGCUGGAAAACUGGGCUAUUCUUGCAUCGCUGAUCUAUGCAAUGAUCUAGCUAGUUUAGAAGGAAAGAAGUUUGAGGGUGUGCUCCAGGAAUUCGCAAACCAUGCAUUUAGCUUGCGAUGUUUCCUUGAGUGUUUGCUGUCCGGUGGAACUUCACCAAAUGAAUCUGGUGACGGAAACUGUCAGGAUGAUUUGUCCUCCCCUUCAAGCAAGAAAAGCAUUGGGGAGGGCGCAGAUAGUGUUGUCGAGAAUAACAAAAACUCAGUUCAACAUGGCCAACAUGGUGACACACCACAGCAGGAAUAUCCGACGGUUGAUUCAAAUGCAUCGUCACCUUCAAGUAUUAUAUCAAGAGGGAUGGAAAGCAUAGCCGAAAAUGACUUUGACAUCAGCCAAAUGGCUACUCAAAAUGGCAAUAGCCAAACUACAGAACUGGAAGGCCCAGCUGCGCGGAAGACUAAAAGAACUUACCGAGUGAACAUUCUUCGCUGCGAGAGCUUAGCUUCACUGGCGCCAUCGACGCUGGAAAGAUUACUUCUUAGGGACUAUGACAUUGUGGUCUCUAUGAUACCUUUUCCAUAUUCAGCAGUUCUACCCAGCACUGCAGGACCAGUACAUUUCGGUCCGCCUUCUUACUCCUCAAUGACACCUUGGAUGAAGCUUGCCUUGUAUACUUCUGGUAGUUGUGGCCCGCUCUCUGCUGUUUUCAUGAAAGGACAGCGCCUGCGGCUGCUUCCCGAGCCAUUAGCCGACUGCGAAAAGGCAAUGAUAUGGUCUUGGGAUCAGUCUGUGGUGGGUGGACUAGGAGGAAACUUUGAGGGGAACCUGGUAAGGGGAGGCCUUCUGCUGCAUUACCUGAACUCAAUGACAAAACAUUCUGCCGUGAUAGUGCAACCACUGGGCAUAAAGGACCUUGAUGAAUCAGGAAACCUUGUAACCAUGGAUGUCCCAUUGCCCCUGAAAAAUGCGGAUGGGUCAAUCACAUCCGCGUUAGCUGGAACUAAUUUGCCUGAGGGGCAAAUGUCAAAUUUGACUACAUUGCUGGAAGAUCUAUCCAGUAAAGUUGAGCUGAGCACGGUUGGUUACCUUCGCCUAGUAAGGCUUCACAGGGUAAGCGAAUCCAGUGAACUUCCAGAAAAGGAAAGCUAUGAGUGGAUACCUUUGAACUUGGAAUUCGGGAUUCCUUUGUUCAAUCCAAAGCUGUGUGAAAGAAUAUGUGAAAGGGUCGUCGACUCAAAUAUGCUUCAGAAAGAUGAUCUCAUUGAACACUACGAGUCUAUGCAGACGGUGAGGAAGAAGUUACUCGAACUUUGCACCGAGUACCAAGCAACCGGUCCAACAGCAAGGCUAUUACAUCAGCGGGGAGGCUCGAAGAACUCCCCGCGCCAACUCCAACUCAUGAACAUUGUGAGUGGAAGAUGGAGUCCAUUCCAUGAUCCUUCAUCGCCUACCCAAGGAGGGACGUCACCGCGUGAACAUGUCAGACUAAAGCUCGGAAGACGGCAGAAGUGUUUUACUGAAGUUCUGAGCUUUGAUGGGAGCAUCCUCAGUUCCCACGCACUCACUCCGGUGUAUGAGGCUGCCACAAGAUCUGUCACUGAAGAUCAACCAUCCCCUUCUGCUCCGAAAACUGAUUCAGAAGAUUCCGAUACCAAGGACGUGGUCUUACCGGGAGUCAAUCUCAUAUUUGAUGGCGCUGAGCUGCACCCGUUUGACAUUGGUGCUUGCCUCCACGCGCGCCAACCCCUCUCAUUGAUAGCUGAGGCAUCAGCUGCGUCAUUGGCCAUGAAAUGACUGAUAUGCAUCUCAGCACGUUACCAUCACAAAUUUUGUUCUGUUUAUGUUAUGUGCGGAAUUGAUUAUGGUGUAGGACGACUCUCAGAAUCAGGCUUUUUUAAGAGAAGAUUUUUGUAUGCCAAGGUAGUUUUUCCUUCUCUAGAUAGCAGAUGCUUUCCCAACAGGGGAUGAAUGGGAUGAAUGCCAAGUGAGUCUCCA